Molecule: messenger RNA, 876 nt
Organism: Helobdella robusta
Lineage: Eukaryota; Metazoa; Annelida; Clitellata; Rhynchobdellida; Glossiphoniidae
Exons: 3
Coding region: 1-876 (291 amino acids)
Biological process (GO): protein polyubiquitination; proteasome-mediated ubiquitin-dependent protein catabolic process; negative regulation of translation
Molecular function (GO): translation repressor activity; ubiquitin protein ligase activity
Source: RefSeq, a predicted model, not a curated record
AUGGAACACGUAACGUUGGCCGAUUUCAGAGAUUUCACCAGUCAUAUUUCACGCAACAAACUAAGUGGUUGCAUCAACCAGGAAAUACAAAAUAAUUGGAUAUUAGUUAACAGGACAACCGUAUAUGACGCUACGAUUCGAUUAACGCCGAAUCUUCAGCUCUAUGAUUUUGCUCGGGAAUUUGAUUUUUUAUGUGAAGAGAAUUAUGGGACUGACGUUAUACGAAUAUACCACGACUACGUGAGUCCGAAUAUUUUAUCCAGUUUAGGAGAUUUUAGUUUGGAAGCUGAAAAACUUAUCAAUGUAAAUACCGUUCAUCCUUUGUUUGUCAGUCCUAAUUCUCUAUGUAAAAAUUCUGAAGAAGAAAUAAUUAUAGCAGAUACUGUAAUUAAUGCAAUCAAAAUUUUUGAUUUUUUUGGAAACCUUAUAAAGAUAGUUGAUGGAUACCGCUAUAAAAAGAAACUGAGGGCUCCUGACUCAACUCAUCCGCAAGAUGUAUGCAUGGAUUACAACAGCCAAAUUAUUUUCCUGGAUUUGAGACCUAAAAUAGUUUACAUAUACAAUCAAAUUGGAGUGUUAUUAAAUGCGUUCUACUGCCCAGAUGUUCUCUACCCAUGCAAUAUUGCCGUCAAUAAGUACCAGGAAAUCUUCAUCUGUGAUAAUAGGAAACAUUGUGUAGAGACGCAAAUUGGUCAAUUGGAAAAGAGUGGGGAAAUUAUAUUUGAGCAGAUUGAACAGGAUGUUAAAGAGCCAGCCAGUUGCCCAUCGCACAUUCGCAAUAUAAGGGACAACGACGGCAGUCUUAAAACAGGGAAAAGAAUAUUUGGAGCAACUUUAUUUCAGUGCGUUUGCAACAUUUGGGGACCUGACAUGUAA